AGAACAAAGCUGCCAAUUCUCUCGGCAUUCGAUUCAUUUUCGAGGCGGAAGCGGUUGCAGUUCCGGUGGUGCUGGCGGCGGCGACGGCGGUGCUGGCGGUGGGAGUCGUUUUGUGAUUGUUCUGCAACUACGACGAUCACAAUUCGAAGACAAGAAGGAGAACAGCAUCAUCAUCAUCAUCAUCAUCCACAAUAGUUUCGAUAAUGGCGUAUAGGAGGAGACAAGCAAUCACGAGGGCUUCCACUUUCAAAGAAGAGAUCCAUCAUCCUGCCGACGAUGUUGAUCAUAAUUCCAUCUCUUCUUCCUCUUCUUCCUCUUCUUCUCUUGCCGUUCAGGCGAUCCGAGCUUCUGCUGCUCAUCGAGAUUCUUCGAAUUCCUCUGCCUUUUCCGGUUCCUCCUCCGUUUUCUCCCCUGGCCAUAUGCGAUCCAAGAGUUUUGCUGGCGAGAAUUUGACAUUCAAAAGUGAGUCGAAAUCCGGGUUUUGGGGCGUACUUGCUCGGAAAGCUAAGGCAAUUCUCGAAGAAGAUGACAUAGCCAUAGAAGAGGAAACUAGUGGUUUCCAGCCCAUUAAUACCUCAACCCUUAGCCAGGAGCCAUGUCAGUCUACUGAUCACGACUCGAAGAAAUCGGACAAUCCAGCAAAACCGAAGCGUUUGGAUGCAAUCACAACUUCGUUUAAUCAACUUGGGGACACAAAUAAAAAGGCAUCUGAGGAAGGUCACCCAAUUGUGGGAGCUAAGACUACAGACAUCAUUCAUGAAAAUCGCAAACUGCAGAUUAGGAGAAAGGGCAACAAAUCUGAAGGAUUAUUUCCUACUGUGAAUAAUCCAUGGCAGCAACCAAAUCUACUGUCUCCAGAACCACGGAUGCAAGCACAUCAUGAAACUCAACUGAAGGCAUCUCGAGACGUGGCGAUGGCUACAGCUGCCAAAGCCAAACUAUUACUCCGGGAGCUGAAAACCAUUAAAGCAGAACUGGCUUUUGCUAAAGAAAGAUGUGCACAAUUAGAGGAAGAAAACAAAAUUCUCAGGGAAAAUCGAGAGAAGGGAGACAAUCGUGCAGAUGAUGACUUGAUUCGGCUUCAACUUGAGACUCUUUUGGCUGAGAAGGCUCGUUUGGCGCACGAGAAUUCGAUAUAUGCACGCGAGAACCGAUUCCUAAGGGAAAUUGUGGAGUACCACCAACUGACAAUGCAGGAUGUGGUUUACCUAGACGAAGGAAUGGAAGAAGUGACAGAAUAUUAUCCAAGAUCCACCUCUCCAGAGAUCACCAGAAUGCUUUUUAAUUAUGGUUCCCCACAUUCCUCAACUUCUCCAACCUCACCUUCAGCAGCAGCCAUGGAAGAUCUUCCUGUUCCUCGUGUUCAUCCAAAAGAAGGGAAGGACGAUGAUGAUGACGACGACGACGACGAUGAUGAUAAAGAAGACAGUGAGGGAGACCCAUCUCCCACUACAGUUUCUGAGGAAGAAGAAGGUACAGAAAACUCCCCAUUGCCUUCAACAAGUACUUCUUCCUAAGGAUUUUGCUUACCGUUCUUUCAACUAAUAAUCUGUG
This is a messenger RNA of Cucurbita pepo subsp. pepo (vegetable marrow), 1554 nucleotides long. RefSeq lists its product as uncharacterized. The record is from RefSeq and is a predicted model, not a curated record. NCBI's taxonomy places the organism in Eukaryota, Viridiplantae, Streptophyta, Magnoliopsida, Cucurbitales, Cucurbitaceae.